This is a messenger RNA of Salvelinus namaycush (lake trout), 465 nucleotides long. Its product is annotated as calglandulin-like. The transcript has 4 exons. The record is from RefSeq and is a predicted model, not a curated record. Gene Ontology annotation, cellular component: myosin II complex. Gene Ontology annotation, molecular function: calcium ion binding. The coding region runs from base 1 to 465 and encodes 154 amino acids. Lineage: Eukaryota; Metazoa; Chordata; Actinopteri; Salmoniformes; Salmonidae.
AUGGAAAAUGCUCUAUUACAAGAACAGAUCACUGAGUAUAAAGGUGUUUUUGAGAUGUUUGAUGAGGAAGGAAAUGGAACAGUGAAGACACAGGAGCUAGAGCGACUGAUGAGUUUAAUGGUAAUCAAUCCCACCAAGAGAGAGCUCCUUCAGAUGGCCAAAGAUGUGGACAAAGAUGGCAAAGGUACUUUUAACCGUGAGAGCUUCCUGGGUUUGAUGGCAUUGGUUCAUGAAAGCGCGAGGGGCCAACAUGCUAUGCUACGAGCUGCUUUCAAGGUGUUUGAGAAAGAGGCCGAGGGAUAUAUUGAGUGGAAUACCCUGAAGUAUGUGUUGAUGAAUGUAGGAGCACCACUGAAUGAGUUAAAGGCAGAGCAAAUGAUGGAGGCAGAUAAAGAUGGGGAUGGAAGCUUCGAUUAUGAAGAAUGUGUGACCAUGAUGACUGGAGGCUCCUUCAAGAUGUGCUAA